AUGGCAAUCAGGCUUCGUUUGUUGCAGGAGCUGGAAGUUGCACAGUGGAUGACACAAAGGCAAGAGGUGUAUCUCAUGGUGAAAGUAGCUGAACACUUCCUCCAGAAACAGAAGCAGUCUCUUUCUAAGAUAGAAAUCACAGGUUGCACAGACGCCGGCAGGCCUGGCCCGGGCUCCCUGCGCCCACAUCUACGGAUUUCCAGGAGCUCCAAUUUGCUGACUUUGCGAGACGGUGGUGACGAGCCUUUUGGGGGGGGGUCUGGCGCCACCGGACUCAAAAGAGCGUUAUCCAUGACGCUGCCCAAAAUUGCCUUGGCAGUGCCACAGGCCAGGCGCGACCCUGCUCUCGUGCCAGGCCUCUGCCUGAGGUGCAGGCAGGCAGCCUGCGAGGGAAACAGCCCUGACUGUGAGCGGGAUGGAAGUGAUGGGCAAGAAAGCCAUGGGUGCGGGCGGGCCACCAAGGCGGUGGACGGGCCGCACGUCAAGGAAAUGAAUGGAGUUUUAAAGAACAUGCUUUCAGAAUGGUUUUCGACGGGAUUCCUAAAUUUGGAACGGGUUACUUGGCAAUCACCUUGUGAAGUACUCCAAAAAAUUAGUGAUUCUGAAGCUGUGCAUCCUGUUAGAAACUGGGUUGAUAUGAAGCGUCGAGUUGGGUCAUAUAGAAGGUGCUACUUUUUUUCUCACUGUGCAAUCCCAGGCGAACCAUUGAUAGUCUUGCAUGUGGCACUAACCAGUGAAAUCUCCAGCAGCAUUCAGGCCAUAGUGAAAGAAGUCCAUCCCAUAGAAACAGAAGAUCUGGACAAAAUUACGACAGCAAUUUUCUAUUCAAUCAGUUUGACUCAGCAGGGACUUCAAGGUGUGGAACUUGGGACUUACCUCAUCAAACGGGUUGUAAAGGAGCUGCAGAAAGAACUUCCUCAGAUAAAAGAUUUUUCUAGUCUUUCACCUAUCCCAGGAUUCACAAAAUGGCUUGUUGGUCUCCUCUCCUCACAAACAAAAGAACUGGAAAGAAAUGAACUGUUUACAGAAUCAGAAUGCCAAGAAAUCUCUGAGAUCACAGGAGGCCCUACCACUGAGACGCUGAAGAAGCUCUUAACUAACAAUGAAUGGGUGAGAUCAGAAAAAUUGGUCCAAGUGCUCCAUUUGCCAUUUAUGAGACUCUGUGCCUGGUAUUUGUAUGGAGAGAAACAUCGUGGCUAUGCUCUCAAUCCAGUAGCAAAUUUUCAUCUUCAGAAUGGCGCUGUGAUGUGGCGGAUAAACUGGAUGGCGGAUACAAGCCCCAGGGGCAUUGGUGCUUCUUGUGGCAUGAUGGUAAACUACCGGUAUUUCUUAGAGGAUACAGCCAGUAACAGUGCAGCAUACCUAGGGACAAAACAAAUCAAAGCAUCAGAGCAAGUUCUUUCUUUGGUAUCUCAGUUUCAGCAAAAUAGCAAGCUUUAAAUACUGUUAAAAAUUCAGAGCAAGUGUUCCUCACUGCACAGGUCUGUAAUAUUCUGCAGUGACUAUAUUCAAAUGAGAAUGCCUCUUAUUUAAAGAAAAAGAAAAUCCUUAUUCCGCACAGCAGGAUGCAAAAUGACAUAAACGAUCAGUCAUCUUGCUUACGUUGUCAUAUAUUCAAAGCCUGAUGUGCUGUGAUUUAGUUGCUACAAGUUCUAGACAUCUUUUAUGUACAAACGAAUUGGAACUAUGUGUUAAAGGGUAAGCAAAAUCCUCUCAAUUGAGUUACAGGCCAGUGGUAACUUGUAUGGACAGUUCUUCAGCCCUACCAUUAUUCUCUUGAUGAUAAACCUAUAAACCAUGUCUUCAGAAGGAGCUGCGCUUCUCAUAGUACUACUCUAGUAGAUCAGUACUAAAGCAAAUAGAAAGAAGUACUAAGUGAAGGUAAAAGUUUGGUCAAAUAUAUUAGCAAAGCAGUAAUUCGCAACUUUAUUUCAAUAUGUCUUUCUGUUUUUCUCCCUCAAGCACUCAUGUAAAACCUGGUGUUUUCCUUUUUCAAUCUCACUCAAAAUCUCACCAAAUCCUUGCUCUUCUGGACCAUGGGAAAGCCUUGUGUUAAUGUGGUUGAAUAUCAGGACCUCUCAGUGCAGCACAUAUGUAGUGUAAUAUUUGCAGUUAUGUCUGCUAAAAUAUAAUAUGCAAAAGGCAGUGCUCCAAGUAAGAGAGGUGAAUGAGACUGUUGCUGAGAAGUUUUCAGAUAUGUAUGUUAUACUUAAAUAUUUGACUCUGCUAAAUUUUUAAGUUGAUAAAGAGCACUUUUUUUAAUUAAAAAGUAGGUGUGGUCUGUAAACCAAUAAAAUAAAAUA
Molecule: messenger RNA, 2303 nt
Organism: Struthio camelus australis
Lineage: Eukaryota; Metazoa; Chordata; Aves; Struthioniformes; Struthionidae
Gene: MLYCD
Product: malonyl-CoA decarboxylase
Biological process (GO): fatty acid biosynthetic process; acetyl-CoA biosynthetic process; malonyl-CoA catabolic process
Cellular component (GO): peroxisomal matrix; mitochondrial matrix
Molecular function (GO): malonyl-CoA decarboxylase activity
Source: RefSeq, a predicted model, not a curated record